Messenger RNA from Symsagittifera roscoffensis, 4166 nucleotides. RefSeq lists its product as uncharacterized. Bases 391 to 3999 code for a protein of 1202 amino acids. The transcript is spliced from 9 exons. The record is from RefSeq and is a predicted model, not a curated record. Lineage: Eukaryota; Metazoa; Xenacoelomorpha; Acoela; Convolutidae.
CUGAAACGAGAUGUGCUCCUGUUUUUACAACCGUUAAGCUUAAAACGGUAAUAAAAAGCCAAACAGUCACGUAGUUUAUUGCAGAUUAAAUCCAAAUCCGAUAAGACAGCAGACGUCAAGCCGAUAAUACGUUCCAGUCGAACUGAUUUAAGUCUUCCCGCCAAGAACAUUAAAGCUGACCGACAAAAAUUAUUUGUUUUGUAGAACUUUUCAAAUCAAAUACUUCACAAAUUAAUUUGGCGUGUACUUAGUUUAGUUUGCAAUGUUACAAUAAUUAAGACAAAAACUUAUUUUCUCGCAAAUUUAAUUAUAUAUCAUUUUUAUCUCAAAAAAUACAGCCAAAUUAUUUGAUCGAUUACUGUUGAUUAUUUUGUAUGAGGAAAUUGUGAGAUGUUCUUCAUGUUUGAGUCGGAGGAUCAAAUAGAGGAGGAGAUUCGGAACAAGGAAAAGUUGAUCUCCAGAUUGGAGGCGAGAGUUGCAGAGCUGAUAAGCCAGGAGAGACAGUACCACACGUUUCUCACAGAAGGUCCCAAUGAUGAUGAUGAUCUAAAAGAUGUGUCUGUAAUACAGCAGUCAAAGAAGUUGCAGCAAGCGAGAACACAGGGUCAGUCUCUAAUCACACGUUUGAAACACGAGUGCGAGUUACUCCAUCAAGCACAAGAAAACAACAAACAAAUCAUCGACCAACAAAUGUCUUUCAAUAAAAACUUCAGCAGACCAACUGAUGUGCAAUUAAACCAUGUGCAAUUAAACGAAGUCCACUUAGACGAAUACCAUUUAGACGAAGAAACAACAUCGGACAAUGAGUUGCUGAGAUUUAGUCCUGUCAAAAAACAGUCGUUUGCGGAACAUGACGAAAUGAACAAAGGCAACUCCAAGAGAACUUCGUAUGCUUCGACAUCGUAUGUUUACAACGCUCCAACUCCAAAAGAUAACGGAGGUCUACCCGAGCACCUGAAAUUGAAGGCUGACGAAUCGAUUAACGAGAGAGAGAAUCUACAAGAUUGUAAAACAGGACUACACGAUUCCAAGAUUAGCAAUGGGGGAUUCAUUCUCGCAGGCGCCGGGGACUCCCACGAGAAUAGGCAAAAUUACCAAAGAUUCACUGAACCGAAACGAGAAACAAGUUACAGGCACCAGAACAACCAUUUAAAUUCGUCCAAUUUGUAUAAACAAAAAAGCUCCCCUAACCAGGAACGCCCAACAACAUUUAAUCAGCUAUCAACACCUGAUCAAAAUCAAAUACAACAAAGCAAUCAAUCUCAUAAAUAUGACUUGAACACGCAGUUUACACCAAUUAACAGCAGUACACCGAAUUCAAUUAGGAAAAAUUUGCAAGAUGAAAACCAAGAAAAUAAUGAGAGUAGAACCAGUUUAGAUACCACAACAAGCGGCUCAACGGUUUGUACUGCUAUUGAAACUCGCGAUUCAAACUAUAUUUCAAAACUUCAGCGAGAUAUUUUAAAAGAAUCUGGGAUACUUGACGACGAUGAAAUACGUAUCGAGGAAUCGCAUAUAGCUCCGAAGUUAACCAAGUUGUCAAGUUUCAAAGCAGCGGAUGUAAAACGACAACAGGAAACGAAAGCUCCGAGCGUACUUGGGUCGAAUUACGUGAAAGAAGACUUGCAAUAUGACGGAAAAUUCCUCCAAUCAGCACCGGUUGCUGAUAAAUCGCAAGCAGGAGGCUUAGAGGGGGCUUUGGGAAGAACUAAGGAAGCUAAUCCCUCAACUUCAGACUACAGCCGUGGUCAUAUCGGCGCAUCAAAAGACGUGGAAUUACCCUUAGCCUCUAAAGACACCAACAAGGUUUACUUGACUAAAACGGUCAGCAGAAGCGAAAGCCAGCCCCAAUUUAUAACCAGAAGCAAUAACAACCCGACAAACGAAACUAACAGCAAGAAAAGGAUUCAUUUUCGAGAAACGCCGACUCACAACUUCGUUGAGCCGGACAACAAUUUCGCGGCUGAUUUGUCCGACGACGACCCAAUUGAAAGACUCCCUCUUUCUUCGAGGUCGAGGGGAGGUGUGGGGAGUGGUGAUAACAAAGGGGGCUGUUCGAAUUUGAGUCUGUUCGAAGAGUUGGAUCGGCUGAGAAAGAAUAACGCCGCAAUGCAGACUGUCAUUGAUCAACUUACUGAAGAGAUCCAGCUGCGCGAUAAAACGCAAGCCUACUACGAUGACUUGAUCAAUGACCUUGAAUCGCAGAUCCAGCAGCUUUCGCAAAUCAUAACUACCAAACAGCCGUCACCAACUCCAGGAGUCGUGGCAGAUCAUCUGCAGGGUUCAAACAACCUCCCCCCUGGAGUGGGGGGCACAUCAGUUGGAGGUGCAGAUACUCAGUCUAUUAUGAGUGAUCUCAGCCACAUGACGUCACUCACUUCAUCGACAGUGCCCAUUCAGCCUGCUACUCUCUACCAGUGCACCAGAUGUGAGGAGAUGUUCAAAAACCUGGUCCAGUUUCAGACGCACAUAACUCAAUGUCUCGAGCGGGCUCUGUUCAACAAAGAAUCUUCCAAAAUGCGCCGCAGUCGAUCCGCCGCAACCAGUCGAGAUCGAAGUGACAGGGAUCGCGACCGGUCUCAAACCAGCAGUAUUUUCCCUCCAAAAUCCCAAGACUCAAUUAACAAUGCAGCUUCCAACGUGCAGUCACAAGAGAGCAUUAUCACCGCAACAAGCGGAACAACAGCGGGCGCCGAAUCGGUCCGAAACGAAUCCUCGCAGCUGCCGACAACGUCAGCGGCAACGAGGAGUAAUUCCACUUCGGUUUUGUAUCAAAGCAACCGCAAUCGUGCAAAUCGCCGGCACAUUGCAGAGACAUCACUUGACACAGUAGACAGUCAAAGUCAAGGUCAAAAGAUUAGUAUUGUGUCAACUGAUAGCAUAACAAGAAGUACAAAGACAAUGUCUCCUAAUUUCACCAGCACCGAUAUUAAAAAGCUGCCUUCGCAGCCGAUUUUAUCCUACAAAACGUCACCGAAUUACGAAGAAUUAUGGCCUUCGGAAAAUGCAUCUCAAAUGAAACACUCGGACUCAAUGCGAGAUACGUUCGGAAAAAGUUUCGACGAAAUUGCGAGCUCGCUUAGAGUGCAUGCUAGUGCUACGCAACAAAGGCCCAGUUCUUUUGUUCAGGCUGAGAAACCGAAACUUUCUAUGGGUAAAAAAUUAAUGAAAAGUUCAAGUGAUGCUGUUUAUAUACCCAAAGAGUUAAGGCCUCUGCGACCCAAAAUGCCGCCGCCUGUAAGUGAAGAUAAGCAAGCUCCUACCGCUUCCAGUGAAUUUUCGAAAGGUCAACCACCUAAAAGGUCACCCCCUAAUUUUGCGCCGGCCAAUCUACCUCCACGAGGAGCUACAUUAGCUGCAUAUCACAGUACAAGCCCUCAAAUUUCUCCGACAGCUAGCAUGCAACGAAGCCCGAAUGGCAGUUUCACAAUGGGUAAUAAUAAUCAUCAGUCGAACGACAGGUCACGACCACUCGGCCCUCCGCCCCCGAUUCCGAAACGAGGCGAGGACUCAAAGCAGAAGGCGUCGGAACAGGCGAGUAAACGAAGUGCAAGGAGUCGAGUUAAAGACGCUGUUAAAUCUCCGUUUUCGACAAUAAGACGCCGUAUGAAGUCAAUGAGCUCUUUAGAACGGAUUCCAAGAAAUAAAGAUAUCGCAAAGGAGGAGAGUAAACGUAAUGGGACUAUAAAAAGUAAUGAAAACACGUGGGAGUUUUCUAAUAGCCCAAUUCAACGUCAAUAUAACCCUAACUCUGCUUAUAAUAUACCCCAACAAGGGUACCAUAAUGGACCGGGCUCAACUUACUCGCCCCCUCAAAGAGCGGCUAGUUUUUACGGGGGUUCGCUUCGACAACCGGGUAGUCAUAUGAUGUCAAAUCCAGCAAUGUACAGACCUUUACCACCAUCGCCUAAUACUAGAUUUUACAAUCACAAUUACAAAUAUAGUACUAAUGACUCUGCUGCUAGAGCUUUUUUGCAUGGAACCGGGACCGAAGUGUAAUCACGUCAUAGAUGUAAUUUCUCGCGUGACUAAAAACUGAAGGUCAUUUGUCGAUUCACCUGGUAGCCUUAAAUUAUUGAAUACUAUUGAAUAUAAUGAAAAUAUAGAUUUGAAAUCAUUGUUGAUAAAAUUUGUAACUUAAAUCAGCUUUAUUCUUAUUAGCAUCA